Pterocles gutturalis (yellow-throated sandgrouse) is the source of this 6304-nucleotide messenger RNA. It is a transcript of the gene CUBN, whose product is annotated as cubilin (intrinsic factor-cobalamin receptor). Gene Ontology annotation, molecular function: calcium ion binding. The record is from RefSeq and is a predicted model, not a curated record. The transcript has 41 exons. The annotation marks the transcript as partial. Lineage: Eukaryota; Metazoa; Chordata; Aves; Pterocliformes; Pteroclidae.
AUGCUUUGGGCUGUUCCUGCUCGUGGGCUUUUAGUUGCAUUAUUAUUACUUACUGGAUUGAGCUGUGAAUCAAACCACUAUGAAAAAAAGAGGCAGAAAAGAACCAUUUAUAAUGAGCAGCCUCGUUUGUCCUCAGAGCAGGGUAACUUAGUGUUCCAUGCUGGCUCCAGCAAAAAUAUUGAAUUUAGAACUGGACCACUGGGGAAAAUAAAAAUUAAUGAAGAAGACCUUGCAGAACUUUUUAGUCAGGUGAGAGAAAGUAAUGCAGAGAUUCAAGAACUUAAAAAAGCCCAUGGUGCCUCUCAGAACAUGUCCCAGCAGGUUGCUCUGCUGACCUCCAAGAUCACGAGUCUUGACAACAAACUUCAAAGCUUAGAGCAGGCUAUCCAGAGGAAAGCCUGCAGUAGUGACCCCUGUGGGAACUCAGGGACCUGUGUAAACUUGCUGGAUGGUUUCUUUUGCCUCUGUCCCAGCAGCUGGCAGGGCCCGCUGUGUUCAGAUGAUGUUAAUGAAUGCCAGAUUUAUGCUGGAACAGCAUUAGGCUGCCAGAAUGGAGCCACUUGUGUGAACACACCAGGCAGCUACAGCUGCUCCUGUACUCCAGAAACCUACGGGCCUCACUGUGCCUUCAAGUUUGAUGACUGCCAGGGAGGAUCUGAGACGCUUUGUGAGCAUGGCAUCUGUAUAGAUGCAGACAGAGAUCAGCCCAACACGCCCAAGUACCGCUGUAUCUGUGACGCUGGGUGGAUGUCCCCUCCUGGCAGCCCUGCCUGCAGUGCUGAUAUAGAUGAAUGCAGCCUCCCUAAUCGUCCGUGUUCCCAGAAUCCGCUUGUGCAGUGCCACAACACACCAGGCUCCUACUCGUGUGAUCCCUGCCCCACAGGCUGGCAAGGAAAUGGCUACAGUUGCCAAGACAUUGAUGAAUGUGAAAAUAAUAAUGGAGGCUGCUCAACAGCACCGAUGGUCCAAUGUAUCAACACAAUGGGAUCCUUCCACUGUGGGCUCUGUCCACCAGGUUAUGAGGGAGAUGGACAAACAUGUACCCAGGUUGAUAUCUGCUCAAUAGAUAAUGGAGGGUGCCAUCCUUUGGCUACUUGUACCUCAGCUCCAGGGCUGAUACCAUUUUGUUCCUGCAUAUCUGGGUACACUGGAAGUGGAUAUGGGCCAAAUGGGUGCUCUCCUCUCAGUGAUAUCUGUCAGCUGCAAAACCCUUGUGCAAAUGGGCAGUGCUUGGCAAUGAUCUCUGGAUAUUUUUGCCUGUGUAAUGCAGGCUGGACAGGCCCUAAUUGUACGGAGAACAUUGAUGAAUGCAUCAGCAACCCGUGCCAGAAUGGGGGGACCUGCACCGAUGGGGUCAAUGGCUACUCCUGCAAGUGCACCAGCACCUGGACAGGACCACAGUGCCAGACUCCCCAGCAAGUUUGUGGAGGAUAUCUCUCAGGCUCCAGUGGGACUUUCAGUUACCCUAACAACCUAAACAGCCAGCAGUACAGCACUGGGGUCAGCUGUGCUUGGGUUAUUCAAACUAAUCCCAACAAGAUCCUGCAUAUUAUUUUCCCAUUCUUCCAACUGGAGACAAGUAAUGACUGUAACUCUGAGUUCCUUCAAAUCCACGAUGGGCCUUCAGCAUCAAUGCAUAUGCUGGGAAAAUACUGUGGCUCCUCACCUCCUACAGAACUUUUUGGUUCCCACAAUUCCCUGUAUUUUUGGUUCUACUCAAACCACACCAUUACAGCUGGAGGUUUUACUGUUCAGUGGGAAUCUCGAGAUCCUGAAUGCGGUGGUGAGCUGACAGGAACUUACGGCUUGAUAAGCUCUCCAGGAUACCCUGGUAACUAUCCUGUAAACAGAGACUGUUUCUGGACCAUCUCAACCAGUCCUGGCCUCCUCAUCACAUUUGCUUUUGGCACACUGAGCCUAGAACACCAUGAAAAUUGUAGUUAUGACUAUUUAGAGAUUCGAGAUGGUCUUCUUCCUCAAGACCCUGUCCUUGGUAAAUACUGUAGCACUGGAUCUCCACCCCCACUCCUAACCACUGGUCCGUAUGCAUGGAUUCACUUUCACUCUGAUGAAUUAGUUACUGACAAAGGCUUCCAAAUUGUCUAUACAACAUCUCCAGCUGAUCCAGGUUGUGGAGGAAAUUACACGGAUAGUGAAGGGGUUAUCACAUCCCCUUUCUGGCCUAACCCUUAUAUCAGUAACCGGCAAUGUAUCUACAUCAUCAGACAGCCAGAGGAUGAAAAAAUAUACCUCAACUUCACCCACAUGGAGCUGGAGAGUCACACUGGUUGUUCAUCAAAUUAUAUUGAGGUUCGAGAUGGCGACAGGGAGAUGUCUUCCCUGAUUAGCAAAUUCUGUCAUAGUACAGUCGUGUCUCCAAUCACUUCUACCAGCAACAGUCUCUGGAUCAAGUUCAUGUCUGAUGCUUCUGUGCAAAGGGCUAGCUUUAGGGCUGUUUAUCAAGUUGCCUGUGGAGGCUCCUUGUCUGGAGCAGGCACUAUCCAUUCACCUUACUACCCCAGGAUGUCCCCUCACCCAAAGACCUGUGAGUGGAUCAUCUCCCAGCCAGCUAGCAAAGUGGUGAUUCUUAACUUUAUUGACUUUGACAUUCGAAAUACAACCACUUGUGACUCAGACUACGUUGAGGUCAGAGAUGGCAACAACACAGACUCUCCUCUUUUGGAGAAAUUCUGUGGUACAGCUGUUCCAUCUAGAGUGCAAUCUACACGGAACAAUCUCUAUAUCAAAUUCAGAGCUUCCUCUCUUACCAACCUUGGCUUCAGAGCUGAGUACUGGCCAUCAGAUACAGUAUGUCAAGAGACUCUCACUGGACCAGAAGGAAUCAUUACAAGUCCUGGUCAUCCAGAUGUCUACCCACAUGGUAUUAACUGUACCUGGAUUAUCAGCAUUCAAUCUGGCUACCUUAUCCGCCUGACAUUCACUUCAUUUAACUUGGCAUUUGAUUACAGUUGCACAAACAAUUAUCUUGAAAUAUAUGACAACAGCACUGUGCAAAAAUUAGGAAGGUACUGUGGAAGAUCAAUUCCACCAUCUCUCACUAGUGGUGGCAACAUGAUGAUGUUGUACUUCGUGACUGAUCACAGCAUUGCAUCUGAGGGUUUCUCAGCUAAUUAUAUCUCCCUGAAUGCAUCACAAGUGUGCUCACACAACUACAAUACUGAAACAGGUGUGCUAACAUCUCCAAACUUUCCCAAUAACUACCCUGUCCGGACAGAGUGCAUAUACACCAUCACAGUGGGAAUGAACAGACAGAUUGUGCUGCGCUUCACCAACUUCACCUUGGAAGGGAAUAAACGCUGUACAGAGGAUUAUGUAGAAAUUAGAGAUGGAGGCUAUGAAACUUCUCCUCCUCUUGGAAAAUACUGUGGUACAGACUUGCCUCCUGUUAUAAUCUCUCAUAGUAACAAGCUGUGGAUAAAGUUUGUAAGUGACGUAUUUGGCACAAGAAUGGGAUUUUCAGCAGAGUGGGAUGGUACAUCAUCAGGUUGUGGUGGGACUUUGAUGACAGCUUCUGGUAUCUUCAUGUCUCCCAACUACCCUAUGCCAUAUUAUCACAAUUCGGAGUGCUACUGGUUGCUUAGAGGAAGCCGAGGAACCCCAUUUGAAAUCCAGUUUGAACAAUUCCAUCUAGAAUAUCACGAAAAGUGCAACUUCGAUUACCUUGCGGUGUAUGAUGGCAACAGCAGCAAUGCUAAACAGCUAGGCAAAUUUUGUGGGGAUCAGAUACCACAACUCAUCCACUCCAGUGGAGACAGCGUGUAUGUAAAACUAAGGACAGAUAACAGUCUGCGAGGUGGAGGUUUUUUAGCUACAUACAAACAGGUUUGCCAUGAUGUACUGACUGUUAAUCGUAGCCAUGGCGUAUUGGAAAGUUUAAAUUAUCCAAACAAUUACCCAUUAAAUGAGCGCUGUAACUGGACUAUCCAAACUACAAAGGGGAACACGCUCAACUAUAGCUUCGCAGCCUUUGAUUUAGAAGAUGGAUCUGACUGUAACCGUGACUUCUUGAAGCUCUAUGAUGGGCCUGAUGUACAAUCCAACCUGAUAGGCACUUUCUGUGGACAGUCUCUUCCACUGGCAGGGAGCACUACAGGGACCAGCCUUCAUGUGGUGUUUUAUUCUGAUGGACUGAAUGCUAGAAGUGGGUUCCAGAUGCUGUGGCAUGUUAAUGGUUGUGGAGGAGAACUCUCUGGCUCUUCUGGUUCAUUCCACAGCCCUGGCUACCCCAACAGAUACCCAAGCAAUAGGGAAUGCAUCUGGUACAUUCACACAGCACCUGAUAGCAGCAUUCAACUCACCAUUCAGGAAUUCGACAUUGAAUAUCACCCAGACUGCAACUACGAUGUUUUGGAGGUCUAUGGUGGUCCUGAUUUCCUCUCUCCUAGACUAGCCCAGCUGUGUGUUUCAAGAUCAGCAGAGAACCCACUGAGAGUCUCUACAACUGGCAGUUCAGCCACUGUCCGUUUCAAGACAGAUGCAGCAGGGACAGGGAAAGGUUUUAAUGCCUCCUGGCAAGAAAAUCCAGGUGGCUGUGGUGGUAUUUUCCAAGCUACCAGUGGGGAAAUCCAUUCUCCAAACUAUCCUCAACCUUAUAAUAACAACACAGAUUGUUCUUGGGUUAUCCAAGUUGACUACAGCCACAGAGUCCUAUUGAACUUCACAGAUUUUGACAUUGAAAAUCACCAUUCGUGUAACUAUGACAAUGUUGCAGUAUUUGAUGGUCCUAGCAAUGAAGCACCACUUCUUAGAAAACUCUGUGGGACACAGCAUCCUCUUCCUAUCACAUCCUCCAAGAAUCUGAUGUACAUCCGACUGCGCUCUGAUAGAACCAUUGAGCACAGGGGCUUCAGUGCUCACUUUACUGAAGCAUGCGGAAGUUUCAUAGAGUCAGAUUCAGUUGGGGCAGCUAUUUCCUCUCCACUGUAUCCUGCCAAAUACCCAAACAAUCAGAACUGCAGCUGGAUUAUUCAGGCUCAGGAACCAUUCAACCACGUGAUACUCUCUUUCACUGACUUUGAUGUUGAAAACAAUAGACAAAACUGUACAACGGAUUUUGUGGAGAUUUUGGAUGGGAAUAACUAUGAAGCUCCUCUUCAAGGCCGUUACUGUGGCACUACUAUACCACAUCCUAUCACUUCUUUUGGUAAUGCCUUGGUGGUGAACUUCAUCUCCAACAACAACAUUACUGCCAGGGGCUUCCGUGCCACCUAUGCUGCAUCAUCAUCGUCCUGCGGGGGUACUUUCCACAUGGACAGAGGAGCUUUCAACAGCCCUGGCUAUCCUGAGCCAUAUCCGCUCAACACCGAGUGUGUCUGGACGAUUCUCAGCUCCCCUGGCAACCGGCUCCAGCUGUCCUUCAUAGCAUUUCAGGUGGAAGACAGUAGUGGCUGCACCAAAGAUUACCUGGAGAUUCGUGAAGGGAAUGAUACAGGCAUGCUGGCAGGACGAUUCUGUGGGAACUCCUUGCCUUCAAAUUAUACGUCUACUGUUGGACAUGUCCUGUGGGUCAAAUUUGUCUCAGACAGCUCACACACUGGUGUUGGCUUCAGGGCCACAUUCUCUCACUUGUAUGGAAAUGACAUUGUGGGAAACAGAGGACAAAUAGCUUCCCCACAGUGGCCCAGAAGUUACCCUCACAAUUCCAAUUACCAGUGGCGAAUAAGUGUUAAUGCUUCACAAGUUAUCCAUGGCCAUAUCCUGCAGAUGGAUGUCGAAAAUCAUUACAGAUGCCGUUAUGACAAACUAAAGGUUUAUGAUGGUCCCACCAUUCAUUCUCGUCCUAUUGCAACAUACUGUGGUGCAGAUCCUGCUUCUUUUGCAUCCUCUGGCAGUUCGAUGACAAUCCAGUUCCAGUCAGAUUCAUCUGUGACUGGAAAAGGCUUUCUUUUGGAGUGGUAUGCAGUGGAUGCUUCAGCUGUUACACGAACCAUUGCUAGAGGUGCCUGUGGAGGGACUGUAACAACUGAAGAAACACCUUCAUUCCUCUUCUCACCGGGCUGGCCCAUGAAUUACAGAAAUUUUGCUGACUGUGUGUGGCUUAUCAGAGCUCCUGGAUCCACUGUGGAGUUCAAUAUCCUGGCCCUAGACAUAGAAUCUCACAGCUCAUGCAGCUAUGACCAACUUAUUAUCCAAGAUGGAGACACCAGUCUUUCUCCAGUGCUGGCUACUCUGUGUGGACGAGAACCUCCGGGGCCAAUAAGAUCGACUGGAGAGGCAAUGUUCAUCCACUUCUUGUCAGAUGCAAGUGUCACUGGAGCUGGGUUUAAUGCCUCUUAUCACAAAA